Messenger RNA from Daphnia carinata, 3643 nucleotides. RefSeq names its product structural maintenance of chromosomes protein 6-like (gene SMC6). Gene Ontology annotation, cellular component: nucleus; site of double-strand break; chromosome. The transcript has 21 exons. NCBI's taxonomy places the organism in Eukaryota, Metazoa, Arthropoda, Branchiopoda, Diplostraca, Daphniidae. The coding region runs from base 44 to 3307 and encodes 1087 amino acids. Gene Ontology annotation, molecular function: damaged DNA binding; protein binding; ATP binding. The record is from RefSeq and is a predicted model, not a curated record. Gene Ontology annotation, biological process: double-strand break repair via homologous recombination; chromosome organization.
ACAAAGUGAAGACGUCUGAUGGUCUGCCUUGGAAAAUACUAGAAUGAAACGUGCUCAUAGCAGCCAAAAUCCUGUUUCUGAAAAUGAAAAUAGUACUGUUGAUAUCCCUAGGAAAAUGGUCAAAUCUUUGAAAACUGCAGGCAUUGUGACAAAAAUAUCGUUAGAAAACUUCCUUUGUCAUGAUAAAUUAGAAGUAAAAUUCAAUGAGCAAAUCAAUUUCAUCAUAGGGAAAAAUGGCAGUGGAAAAAGUGCUGUACUUACAGGAAUUGUUGUCGCCCUAGGAGAAAGGGCAUCAGCCACAUGUCGAGGCAUGGGUAUCAAAGAUUUUGUGAAAACAGGAAAAUCUAAAGCUGUAGUAUCAGUAACCCUUUCAAACAAAGGUCAAGGAUCCUAUAAGCGAGAUAUUUUUGGAGACACAAUCACGAUUGAAAGGACCAUAAAUGCUUCCACAGGAUCUGGGGGAUAUAAAAUUAUCAAUCACCUUGGUAAAACGAUGAGUACCAAACGUUGUGAUCUGGAUCGAAUCCUGGCUAAAAUGAACCUUCAAGUGGACAAUCCUGUCUGUAUUUUAAACCAAGAGACUGCAAAAAAUUUUUUGCAUAGCAAUGAUGCCAACCAGAAAUAUAAACUGUUCGAACGUGCGACACAGAUGGAUGUAAUGCGUGAUGAAUUUUCAAUAGCAGAGAGUGAGCUAUCCAGAAGUAAAUCUUGCAUGAAAGAAAAACUACAGAGCUUAGAAAUGUUACGAAUCGAUUUAAAGAAAUGGCAUGCAAAAAAAGAGUGGUACGAGGCAAUUAAUGAAAUCCACGACAAGAAAGCAAAAUUGGAAAACGAAAUAUUAUGGGCACAAGUUGAAGACCUUGAAAGAGAGGUCUCUGAUGCGCUGAAAAGGAAGGAGAACCAGUUGGCAGAAAUCCAAAGGACAGGAGAGAAAAUGCAGGAGCAAGAAGCACGACUAGCCAAGUUGAAAGAACAUCUUCAGACACGGAAAGAAUAUGCCACCGAAAAGAGGAAAGAGCUGCAAAUCGCUCGAACUGAAUGCGCCGAAGUUGAAAAACAAUCGCAAGAAAUAGUUAGCCGCCAAAGAGAAUUUCAGUGUGAACUUCGUCAACUGGUCGUUGAUAAACAACGACUCACAAACGAUAAGCAAGCGCUAAUCAAGGAAAUAGACAAAUUAAAAAAAGCACACGGAGACGGCGAAUAUGCCCAAAAAAAAGAAAGACGAGAGAAUGAGUUGCUGAAAUUAAAAGAAAGGGAAGAAACGUUGAAUUCUUCACGGAAAGUUUCUGAACAUUUGGUCGAACAACUCAAAGGUGCCUUGGUCCAACUGAAACAUGAGGCAUCGGCUUCCCGGAACGAACUGUCACGCAUUCAAAAAAGUUUGGACACGAACAUUAAAACGCUGGCGGAGCUAAAAAAAUCGGAUUCAAAUGCAUAUGCUGUGUUCGGCGAAUGGAUCCCUAAAUUGCUCCAAAAAAUUGAGAGAACAUCGUUCAGAGGAACUAAGCCUAGAGGUCCAAUCGGUGCUUACAUAAAACUUCGAGAUAAAUCAUGGGCGCCGGUGGUCGAGACGUUUUUGGGACAAAGACUUUCAUGCUUUAUCUGCUCUAAUGAUGAAGAUGCAAAACUACUCAACAGAUUGAUUGACGAAGAGAUUCCGCGAAAUAGACCAAAGCCAAACAUUAUAACUUCUUCCAUUAGUGGUCGGCUACAUGAUGUUAGCAAUUACAAAGUUCGAUGCAGUCCUGAACUACGAAGGAAAGAUAUCCAUUGCUUAAUGGACAUGUUAAUUAUUGAUGAUCCUGACAUUGCCAACAUCCUAAUCGACUUGAAUGGUAUUGAGCAAGUUCUUCUCAUUUGUGAAGAUCGAGAUGCGCGUCAUUUGUUGGCCGAUGUCAAACGAGUACCCGAGAAUUGUAAAAACGCCAUUACAAAAGAAGGCAAUACUUAUUAUCCUGACCCGAACUAUCGUUCUUAUUGUGGUAAGGUAAAAAAUUCUGCGCAAUUAUUACAAGCUUCAGUGGAAGACGCCAUUCGAAACGCUGAUGAAGAAAUUGGCAAUUUACAUCGCGAACAAGAUAGAAUUCGUCAAAACUUAAAUAACUUAAGUAUGCAAAUUCAGAAUAACGAAGGGCAAUUAAAACAGGAAGAGACUAAACUCGCCUCAACACGAAGAGAAAUAACAUUAAUUCGUGAUAAAUCACGGGUACUGGAGAACGACAACGACGUCGCUGAGCCGACUGAUAUCCUUGCUCUGGAAGAAGAUUUACUCGAUGUUCAAGCAAAGUUAGACAGAAUUGAUGGUGAUUUGGAAAAUAAGACUGCGACUCUCGAGGAACUGAAACGUGAAUUGCAUAAAGUUCGCCAGACUAUUACACAGCACCAGACUAUCAUUUCCUCGCUGAUGACCGGGUGUGGACCGUUGCAGGAUGCAUUUAGAGACAACGAAAUUCAACAAAGAAACAUCAAGGAAAAAGUCGAAAUGCUUGCGGCCUCAUUAAAUAGCAUGCAGUCCAAGUUUAAUAAUUUUGAAUCGAAUUACGAAGCCGCUAAGUCAAAAGCGGAAUUUGAAGCAGAAAACGCAACACAGGUUUGCGCCCGUGUUCCAGUUACGAAGUCGUUAAAGAACCUUAAUUCUGAAUUGCGGCAAUUGAAAGAACAAAUAGUAGCUCAAGAAAAGGAAUAUGGAUCUCCAGAAUACGUUUUGAAUGAGUAUCGACGACGCAAAGCAGACUACGAACGGGCUCUCUCAGAGAUCACAUGUUCUCAGGGUUCAUUGAAAAAAAUGAAACAAAUGAGCAAACAACGCAAGGAGUUCAUCUCCAGAUUCCGGAACAGCAUCGAAUCUAGGACACACCAUGUCUUUCAAUCUCUUUUGAAAACUCGCAAUUUUGAAGGAGAAAUCCGUUUUGAUUCCAUUGAGAAGACGUUAACGUUAAUUGUUACUCCACCUGGCCGUGAGGAGUCAUUGCAACCUACCUCAAAACGCGGUCGUGGUAACGAGACCACUGAUAUUCGUUCCUUAAGCGGGGGGGAGCGAUCUUUCGCCACUGUUUGUUUCAUUUUAUCGUUGUGGGAUGCCAUUGAAAGCCCAUUCAGAAUCCUCGAUGAGUUUGACGUUUUCAUGGAUCAUGUGAACCGGUCUAUUAGUAUGGAUUUGUUGAUAACCGAAGCCAGAGAAAAUUCGGGUCGCCAAUUCAUUUUUCUUACACCACUUGGUUUAGAGAAGCAACAGCUCACCAACAUGGAUGGCCUAUCUAUUUUCAAGAUGGCGGAUCCGAAUCGUCGCGACGAAGAGGCAAUUUAAUUUUCAAGCGUUGCUCUCUUUUUUUUUCAUUUUUUUUGGUUAUCUGGAUACCUUUUCAUGUAAAGCAAACAGUUACUGUGUUACGCGGACCGCAUCCUUUUUAUGCUAAUUAAUUGAAAUUCUUGUUUUGCUUAUCUUGUGUUUUAACCCCGAAUUUUUGCAAAAUAUGCCGAAGUUAAGUAUAACAUUUCUACAGUAGAUGUCACGAACCGCCAUGGGCGAUUCUCUCUAAGGACCAACGAAAACCCCAAAAAAUUGAGGUCAAACAUCACUAAAUAUGUAUCGCCCGAAGUAUACGGGCAUUACUGUAGGGUUAUAAAUAAAUUACUCUUCCGG